AUGGCCUCUAAACUGCGCUCCUUGGCGGAGACAGACGUCCGUCAUCCCAUCCCGCCCGAGCAGCUCCUCCCAGCCUUGCAGACACCGCCCUUCAUCUACGUCCCAGGCACCUUCAACACGCGCGAUCUCGGCCUGCUCGCGGACGACAACGAUGGCAGCGGCUCUGCCAAGAUCCGCCGGGGUUUUAUCUACCGCACGGGUGGCCUCGACAUCCUCCACGGCAGCCUGGAGGGCCGCGCCGCCCUGCGAGAGAAGCUCGGCGUGCGCCGCAUCUUCGACCUACGCUCCAAGGACGAGCACGCCAGAAGCCCUGACCCGGAGAUCGAAGGCAUCGAGGGCGUAUGGCUGGGCUCCGAGGGCACCACCGAGCAGGCGGCCAAGGUCGACCUGGCGGCGUUCAUCGAGGGCGAGGGGGAGAAGGGCUAUGUGGCCAUGUACUUUGAGGUGCUGGACUGGUAUCAGGGUAUCUUCAGGGAGGUGCUCAGGAGCAUCAGGGACAGGCCUCAGGAUCCCAUCAUGUUCCACUGCACAGCCGGAAGAGACCGCACAGGCGUCUUGGCUGGCAUGCUUGAAACCAUUGCCGGCUACGAUCCCAAACUCGUCCAGACGGACUUUUUGUUGUCUAGGAUCGGAUAUGAGCCAGCACGGGAGCAGCUGAUCAAGUUUGCGAUUCAGGGAGCCGGCGUAGACGUUGGUGAGAAGCCCGACCUGUCCAGAUUUUACGACGUGCCGGGCUUUCUGAACCUGGCCGCCCUGAAGACUUCCUGUUGGGACGCAUUUGUUGAUGCCGUCAGGGAGAAAUACGGCGGCUUUGAGGGUUAUGUGACCGGGGUCUUGGGCUUCUCGGACGAGGACUUGAUCAAGAUCAGGAGGAACCUGGUGCAAGCUCCAUGA
Cryphonectria parasitica EP155 is the source of this 894-nucleotide messenger RNA. RefSeq lists its product as uncharacterized. The record is from RefSeq and is a predicted model, not a curated record. Lineage: Eukaryota; Fungi; Ascomycota; Sordariomycetes; Diaporthales; Cryphonectriaceae. Gene Ontology annotation, molecular function: phosphoprotein phosphatase activity. The transcript is spliced from 2 exons. Gene Ontology annotation, biological process: dephosphorylation. Bases 1 to 894 code for a protein of 297 amino acids.